Molecule: messenger RNA, 462 nt
Organism: Diabrotica virgifera virgifera (western corn rootworm)
Lineage: Eukaryota; Metazoa; Arthropoda; Insecta; Coleoptera; Chrysomelidae
Exons: 1
Coding region: 1-462 (153 amino acids)
Molecular function (GO): nucleic acid binding
Source: RefSeq, a predicted model, not a curated record
AUGACAGCUGAUGUUUUCGAAGAGUAUUUUGAGGAGAUCAUUGAACAUGAACAUAUACCACCAAAUUCAAUAAUAGUAUUAGACAAUGCACCUUAUCAUUCAAGACUAGUAGAAAGACUUCCAACGACUGCGUGGAAGAAACAAGAUGUCCUUGACUGGCUGCGGAAUAAGUCUUUGCCUUACAAAGAUGGAAUGGUUAAAGCAGAACUUUUAAAAAUUGCCCGGCAACACAAAUCUAAGUACAAGAAAUAUGUAGUUGACAAAAUGGCGGAAAGGCGAAACAUCACAGUCCCUAGACUUCCACCCUACCACUGUGAAAUAAAUGCAAUUGAACUAAUUUGGGCCCAAAUGAAAGGUUAUGUGGCUAGAAAAAAUACAUCAUAUAAAAUACAAACUGUGCGUGAAUUGUUAUAUGAGUCUUUAGAAUAUAUUACAAAACAAAACUGGCGAGAAGACAUGUAG